UCGCCACAUGUUAGCUAAAAAAUCAUACUGCUACAACCUCCAUAAUCAUGGCAUUUAAUCAAAAUCAAACCUACAAACGUAUCGGCAUCGUCGGUGCUGGUAACAUGGGCACAAUGAUGUCGCUUGGAUUUGCUGAGCAAGGUCUAGAUGUUUCGCUGUGGGACAUUUCUAAUGAGAAUGUCUCCCAAGCAAUAAACAUGGCAAAAGAGGCGCAGGAAAAGGAGAAGCUCUUGAAGGGCAAGAUCGAAGGGUUCCGUGACAUACAUGACUUUGCAAAUUCAAUGAAAGGCGACAAGCCCGCCGUGUACAUCUUCAGCAUCACGCAUGGAAAGCCGGCCGAUAGCGUCAUGGAAAAGAUUUGGGACUACCUUACAGAAGGCGACAUCAUCUUGGAUGGCGGGAAUGAGCACUAUCGCAACACAGAACGACGCCAGAAGGCACUAGCAAGCGAAAAUGUGCAUUGGGUAGGCAUGGGUGUUAGUGGCGGAUAUCAAAGUGCUCGAAGAGGCCCGAGCAUGUCGCCAGGCGGCAACAAGGAGGCAAUUGAGAAAGUGCUGCCACUGCUAGAGAAGUUUGCGGCAAAGGAUCCCAAGAGCGAAAAGCCUUGUGUUGCAUAUAUUGGACCAAGGGGCGCCGGGCAUUUUGUUAAAAUGGUCCACAACGGCAUCGAAAAUGGCAUGCUCUCCACGAUCAGUGAAGCUUGGUCAAUUAUGCACAAGUCUUUGAGGAUGCCGUACGAUGAGAUUGGUGAAGUUUUCAAGAAAUGGGACUCUACUGGCGAGCUGCGAGACACGUACUUGGUACAGAUAGGUAGCGAGAUUUGCCGGACAAGGAAAACUCCUAGCGGUGACAAGAAGGGCGAAGGUGCAGGUACUGCUGGCUUCGUUCUCGACGAUGUGCUGGAUAAGGUCGUACAAGACGACGACAACUCUGAAGGCACGGGGUAUUGGACAGUCUCAGAAGCAGCUCUUCGGCACGUUGCUGCCCCGACAAUAGCAACGGGUCAUUUUCUCCGUGUAGCCAGCGGUAAUCGAGAUCAACGACUACGCGUGGCAGAGAAUCUCAAGAUUCUAGACAACAUUCCAGUCCCACAGGAGGCAACGCAGAACAUUAAGAAAGCAUUCCUCGAGGACUUGCGGCGUGCGGUCUACGCUUCGUUUCUCUGCAGCUUUUGUCAGGGACUCGAACUCAUCGCACGCGCUAGCAAGGACGAGAGCUGGGACAUUGAUCUCGGCACUUGCAUCCGCAUCUGGCGCGCUGGAUGUAUUAUCCAAGCGGGGCACAUUGCCGACAUGCUGGAACCAGUUUUUCAUUCCGACAAUGCCCAGGAACAACCCAUCAUGAACAUAAAGCUCAUUGAUGAAGUGUCUUCUGUUCUUCACGAAAACUUCCAGCCGCUGAAGAAUGUCGUGCUGAAGGCGAUGGAAUGGGACAAUUAUGUGCCGAGUUUGAGUGCCAGCUUGGAAUAUGUCAAGUAUGCAGGUGGUACGAUGUUGCCCACCCAGUUCAUGGAAGCGGAGAUGGAUUACUUUGGCGCUCAUUCGUAUGAUAGGCCGCAUGCUAAUGGCGAAGACCCUGGGAAGACUGAGAAAGGGGCACAUCACUAUGAGUGGAAACCAGCAUGAGUAUUAGUAUUCUAAUAUUCUUGUAUUAAUACCAUAGCACGGACA
Messenger RNA from Eremomyces bilateralis CBS 781.70, 1670 nucleotides. Its product is annotated as 6-phosphogluconate dehydrogenase C-terminal domain-like protein. Gene Ontology annotation, cellular component: cytosol. The record is from RefSeq and is a predicted model, not a curated record. NCBI's taxonomy places the organism in Eukaryota, Fungi, Ascomycota, Dothideomycetes, Eremomycetales, Eremomycetaceae. The coding region runs from base 48 to 1625 and encodes 525 amino acids. Gene Ontology annotation, biological process: pentose-phosphate shunt, oxidative branch; pentose-phosphate shunt. Gene Ontology annotation, molecular function: phosphogluconate dehydrogenase (decarboxylating) activity; NADP binding. The transcript is spliced from 2 exons.